Messenger RNA from Metarhizium brunneum ARSEF 3297, 840 nucleotides. RefSeq lists its product as uncharacterized. The record is from RefSeq and is a predicted model, not a curated record. Lineage: Eukaryota; Fungi; Ascomycota; Sordariomycetes; Hypocreales; Clavicipitaceae.
AUGCGCUUUACUUGGAUUGCUACCGGUGUCUUCUGCUUCCUCUCCUCGGCCGCUGCCCAGCCUCCCAGAGACUCGCCGGCCGAUGCGUGCUGCUGCUGCGAUAUUAGCAGCAACGUCAUCAGCUGCGACCGAUCUAUUCUCAAAAAGGACUGCGUUUGUGCUGCCGUUGCGUGCGCUGCAAACGUUCCAACCGUCUACACAGACAGCCAGGCUCCCCCUACCGCUGCGGUCAAGAAGCCAGAGACUCGUCCCGCUCAGCAGACUCGUGCUCCCUCCGUGGCGAGGACUGGCGUGCCCGACACUGCAGACGCGUGUUGCUGCUGUGAUAUUCGCAGGAGCGUCAUCAGCUGCUCUCGUUCCAUCGGCAAGGAUGAGUGCUUCUGCGCCGCCGUCAUGUGUCCUCAGGGUGUCCCCGUUGUCUGGGCCGACGACGACAAGUCGGUUUCCGACGAGGAUGCCGUUCGUCCUCCACCGUCUCUUCCUGUUGAGAAUCUCCCUCCUCCUCCGGCUGGUUCUGUUGCCAAACAGCCCACUCCUGUGGCUACCACCGAGGCUCCUCACGCCAUUCCGUCUACCAAGGGCAAGCCUCCUGGCUUGAACGACCGUCCCAAGAGAUUCGUUACUGUCGCGAAGCCGGCUCAGCCCAAGCCCAUGCCCCUGGGCUGCCUUGCGCCGUCAUCUGCGUCUGCCCGCCGGUUUAACUGCUGUUGCUGCAAUCCAGGCAAAAAUCAGGUGGUUUGCCAACUUCGCGAGCAGCAGGACUGCGUCUGCGCUGCAGUUGCGUGCCCAAUAGAUGCCGAGACAGUCCAUGUCCAACCUCCUGUGUGCACCAACAUCUAA